Batrachochytrium dendrobatidis JAM81 is the source of this 3117-nucleotide messenger RNA. RefSeq lists its product as uncharacterized. The coding region runs from base 1 to 3117 and encodes 1038 amino acids. NCBI's taxonomy places the organism in Eukaryota, Fungi, Chytridiomycota, Chytridiomycetes, Rhizophydiales. The transcript has 3 exons. The record is from RefSeq and is a predicted model, not a curated record.
AUGAAUGGCACUUAUGCAGAGCCAUGCCAUAAAGUUGAGCGUGUUCCCAACACACCAUCUCCUGUAAAACGAGUGCCUGUGGAUAGACAUGACCAGUGGUCAUAUACUACACCCAUUCCAGCAUCAACUAUCGAGUCAUUGGCACCAUUGGCACCAUUAUCUAGCACCAUAUCUUCGCGAACGUAUUGUGCAGUACCUAGUCGUACACACGGAACAUCAAAUGCAAUCCCCAAUUCACUCCGACAUACUCCCAUUCGAAAUCAGCAGCAAACAAGUCACUACAUGCAUACUGUCGAGCAGCAAAGGUCUUGCUUUGGGUCGCCAAGGGUGCUACUUUAUCCCGACUUUUGUGACUUGAACCAGCUCUCACCCAGCGCGUCGAUGGAUGCAUUUGGUAUUGAUAGUAUGGAGGGGCCUGAAUCUGGCGAUGAUUUGGACAAACCAAGCCACCCCUCAUCCGUCGCGCUAAUGUUAAAACGGUUUCAACCAGGUCAUGUACAGGGGGUCAAAGGAGAUCCUUGUUCCGUAUGGGGAACUGGACUAACAUCUUCCAUCCAUGGCCAGUUCAAAGAUCAAGUCCGUCUAAAUGGUCCGAUAUGGUUCAAGGAAGGAGCCAAGUGGCAAAUGCUGCAUGGAAUGUUGAUUUUGGACAAAAUGCAGGCUGAGGUUCGAUUAGAGCUGUAUCGAAAUGACAAGGAUUCAAGACUAGUUCGUGUGCAUGAUCUGACUGGUUUGCAAGUUUGUGAAUGUCCAAUUGAGCAUACUCAAGAUUUAGAAAUGUUUCCGUUUGAGUUGGCCGAGUCUAAUACACACCACAAUCUUAAUCCUGCAGUUUGCUUAUUUGCUCAGAAUACAGAUGCUGAGCGAUCCAAAUGGAUAUCAGCAUACAAGGAAGCUUUGAGUUUGGCAGAAACGAUCUCCAGUGCACAUAUUUGUACUUCAUCUUCUACUGCCAUCCCGCCUCAUAGAUUCAAAGCGCGAGUUGAUAAUGAAGCAGGGGCUCAAAGCAAAUCACCCGUAUCUCAUAAUCUCUCACAUAGUAUAUUGCAUUUGGACGAGGUCACUGCAGGUGGACUUGUAGAAAGUGCGGUAUCUAUUCCAAAAGAAUCUGCCCAACAAAAUGGGCAAUCACAAUUGGACAAUGUAACAGAAAGUCUCGAUCAAACUGUAAAAUUGCUCAAUCAUCUGGAAAGUCGAAUUCAGUCAAUAUAUUCAACCAUGGACAAAACCCUUGCAGUCAAAGAAAAGCAUCAUGAAGCCGAAAAACUGGACAGUGCUGGCAAACUGGAUGAAAUUCUUGGACAGCUUUCGAAAAACAGCACGUGCAUAGCUACAGCUUCAGAACUCAUUCUUGGAAAUAUUGGACAUGCACAGUCAAAGUUUGACGACGCAUCCAAUGCAUUGAUUUUAGAAGUCAAACAAUCGGCUACCACAAUUAAUUCUGAAUGGGGAAAACGAUUGGUCGACCUGCAGGAACAACAAAAGAUUGUAGCUGCUGCACUUGCAAAUUUUGAAACGUUUGUGCCAAGCUUAAAAAGCGCAGAGCAGUAUAGAGAUGCUCGACUUGAUGAAGCUGUCAAUUCCAUGGAAAAGCUGAUCCAAAAUAUGCCUUUAGCUACGACUACAAUUUCCGAUUUAAUUCAAGAAACAAAAACUAGUAUUUUAGCUAUACUAUCUGAUAUCAAUAGCAAAUUAAAUACUACUGCUACUAGCCGAUCUGUUUAUUCUGGAUCCACCUUUACUGGAAAUGCUAGCGAUGGCAUGAUUGACCGACCCACCAAGACAUUGAUGAUCAGUAUGAACGAAAAACUUAUCCAACUUCAAAAAAUGUACGAGCAUUCUCAACAAAGUAUACUUUCACGGUUUUCAUCUCUUGAAGAACGCCUCAUACGAUCAGUCACUGCAUCACAUGCGGAGUCUUCUGGUUCACUCAGUAGCACCUAUCAUCUUGAAAAGGCUGUCAAAGAAAUCAAAACCGAUGUUGCAGAUACAACUGAGCGUCUUUCCAGAAUAAGUCGUGAUCACAAUGAACACAUGUCGUCAACCUCUUCUACUCUUCAAAAAAUUCUAGAUCGGAUCGACGACGUGCUAGAAAAGCCUGCAUGUAUUAGUUGUGAAAAGUCAUCUCGGACAAGUGGAACUCACAGUCGUCAUCAGAGUGAUGAUCGGAUUAUGGAAGCCCGAUUUUCAGAAAUCCAAGAGACUCUGAGAAAGGAUAGCAAAAACACGUCUGAUCGUAUCACUCAGAUGCUAACUAUGUUUAGUAUUCAACAAGAAGUUUUGACUAAACUCAGCUCGGAUGUUAGCACUUUAAAAACCAGCACUUUAGAUUCAGCAGAACAAUUCAAAAAAGAUGCAAUGCCUUCAACACAGGAUGAUAUGAUCAAAAACAUGGUGGCGAUAAAUGCCAAGGUAGAUCAACUUACAACCAUGGUACAGCAUCACAAUAGCCUGCAAGUGCUUAUUCCAGACACUACUGGACAAAAUGCAUUGACCAAAAUCGACUCUAACAUAUUGCAAUCUAUUCACACAACAUUGGUGAAUUAUCUGCCAUUGAAUUUGGAGCAAAAACUGGCAACUAUAGAGGCGAAUAUGGAUAAACUUCGACAGUCCUGCAACCAAACUUCAAAUAACAACUCAAAUAUGUACUUGCAUAGUCAGGGGUUGCAACACGAUCAUUUAUCCAAGUCGCAUAUAUCCACACAUGUUAUUGUUGAAUGGCAGCGAGAUAUAAUGGCUCGUAAUAACGGAAUUUUACAAGCAUUGGAUGCUGUACAACAAUCGCUGUCUCGUGUGGUAGAAAACGUGUGUAAACCGUGUGUAAACCCUAUGGAUAUAUCAUCACGUAGAUUGGAUGGAAAUGGUGGUAAUCAGGGAUUACAAGUUGUUUCACUCGACUCGAAUUCAAAAGUCAUUUCAUUAUUGCAUGAAAUCAAAACAAUUGCAAUGGAGGCUGCAAAGUGUGGACCAAUCAGAUCACCACCAAUCGAUACAUCAAAAGCGAAUGAAAUGGCCAAGGAGCAAUUUGAAGAGCUUGUUUCUCAGGUUAAAAAACUUGAAAAGCAGAAGCAAAUGCUAAAUGCAGAGAUUAUUGUGCUAAAGGGUUCGCGCCGAUAA